Molecule: messenger RNA, 1884 nt
Organism: Onthophagus taurus
Lineage: Eukaryota; Metazoa; Arthropoda; Insecta; Coleoptera; Scarabaeidae
Product: tetratricopeptide repeat protein 5
Molecular function (GO): protein binding
Source: RefSeq, a predicted model, not a curated record
UCAACUCCAUUCUUAAUUGUACCAAAAUUCAUCAUCACUCAUCAAUAUUUUAAUUAAAUAUCGUAUUCGAAACAUAAUUUUACAUUAAUUCUUUAAAAACGACUCAUUUUUUCAAAAAAAAUUAAUCUAAUCUUGUCACUCAUAGAUGUCACUAUUAUGAAUUAACAAUAUGUCAAUUAAAACGUCAACAUAACCUAACAAAAUUCAGUGCAAUCUCUCAAAACACAAAAAGUAAUGUAGUUAUUUUCGAUAUAAUCGCACAAAAUGAGCACGAAAGACGAUGGUAACGUAAACGGUGAUUGCACGGAAAAUAAAUCUGGUGAUAUCUUAAAAGAUCUUAGCGAUAGGGUGGGUGCUUUAUAUCAUUUUAGAGAUCAUUACUUUGAAACGCACGACCUAAAGGAGUCCGUCAAUAAAACGCACGAUGUCGAAGUAGAAUUAAAUAAAAUCGUUCCCGUCUUCGAUGAAUACAAAGACUGUUUAGAUAAUACAACGCGUGCUAAUUAUUAUUAUUUACUUGGUAAAGCGUUAAAUGUCGUGCCAAAAUACGAUAGGAAAGUGGAAGAAAAUUUAUCAAAAUGUCUCAAAUUAAAUCCGAAAUUGGUUAACGCUUGGAAUGAAUUGGGGGAGUGUUAUUGGAAAAACGAUAACUUAAAAGAGGCCACAAAUUGUUUUAAUAAAGCUCUAUCAUUAGGAAAAAAUAAAAUAGCUUUAAGAAAUUUAUCAAUGUUAGCACGUCAAAAUAGUUUUAACACCCAAGAAGAACGUAUAAAAAACAUUGAAAAGGGUCUAAAUUACGCUAAAGAAGCUGUACAAAUCGAUCCACAUGAUGGUACUUCAUGGGCUGUACUAGCAAAUGCCCAUUUAGCAUCAUUUUUUGGAAUUACACAGAAUCCGAAAACAUUAAAACAAUGUUUAAGUGCUUACAAUCAAGCUGAAAAAGACAUUGUAGCUAAAAGCAUGCCGGAUUUACAUUAUAAUAAAGCAAUAACUUUAAAAUAUGAAGAAGAAUUUAAAUUAGCUUUGGAAUCGUUUAACGAAUCUUCUUUGUACGAUCCUACGUGGGAUCCUCCAAAAAUAAAGCAAAAGCAAUUAGUGAAAUAUUUAAAAGAUGUUAAUGAGUUGACAAAAACAUCUGGUAAAAUGAAAUUAAAAAAACUUCAACAAUUACUUCAAUCAAUUAAUGAAUCAAAGCAAUUGGGCCCUUUUUCUGGAGGUAGCUACACAUCUACUGUCACCGGGGCGACUGUUAAAUUGAAUGAAGUGAAAUUAAACGAUCUCCAACCUGGUUUAAAUGAAGAAAAAGUCAUUUUGGGUAAAGUUGUAUGUUCGGUGCAUAACGAAGAUACUGUACCUUUUACCUUUUGUAUGGUGGAUAAUGUUGGAAGUUGUGUUGUUGUUACUGUUUAUAAUAUAGCAGAAGGAAAAGGGGUUAUAAUUGGAGAUUCUGUAGCAAUUCCUGAACCUUAUGUAACUGAUGUUGAUUUUGUAUUUGAAGAAAUGGAGUAUAAAUUUCGAUCGAUUCGUGUGGAAACUCCAUUGGUAUUGGUUGUAAAUGGUAAAAAACUGACAAGAGAUAAACAAGCAAGCGUUCAAAUGUCGAUUACAAAGAAGUUUGAAUAACAACAAAAGUGGUUAUUAUAAUAAUAUCAUUGUAUAAUGAGAGCUUCCAAUGUGUUCUUUAAAAAAGUUAUUACUAACAAUUUUUUAAUACCCUAUAAAAAGAUAUUAAUAAAAAAAUGAAAGAAAUUAUUUAUUUAGAUUUUUAGAAAAAGAGCUAGUUUGGACCAAUAAUUGUAUUCCUAAUCUUAAUUAAUAUUAAAUUAAAUUAAUAAACAAACACAAUCACAUCUGUUCGUAAUAAACGCUUUUUUAUAUACGAAA